AUGCUGUUUUGGGUGGAUGACCUCAUUUCUCAGACCAAGGUGGAGUCCAAGCUGUGGAUGAUGACAGGGGAGGAUGCGUCAUUGGGCACCCGCAAAGUCCGCUACGAUGAUCUCGACUACUGCAUGGAAGCCUUUGGCACUACGUCUGGCACCGUCUGCAAGCCGAGCUACUUGAUCAACGGGUGGAACACAACAGACAAUACCUCGCUCGCUGAAAGGACGACUCUUUCAGUAGCCUAUGACCCUGCGGGGGAGGGGGAUGGUGAGCAUGUGGUGGGGCCAGUUGCAGACAAGACCAACCGGCAGAUUUAUUGGAUUACCCCUACAUGUGCCACGUCGAGCAGCCGACGUUUGGGAGUUUGGAAGGUGAAGUACCUGCUAGACAACCAAAUCAUCCCGGAUGGUUCUGACCCAAACCCGUUGACCUGUGCGAACGAGUCUUACGUCUAUGCCGUGAACCGGUACGACGUCGACACCAAAAAGUAUUCCCUCAUCUACGCAGCAAGUCGCGCGGACUUUCCUGCACCGGAGAAGUGGACUGCAUACAGUUGGAAACUGGCUUUCGAUGCCACCAGAAAACGAUUGUACUGGUGGUACUAUGCAGGUGCCUGUGCGGUGGUCAGGACCUGUGAUGCUCCUUUGUACUACAUUGAUGUAAGUGGUCUGACCAAUGAUGGUGACAUGCCAACCCCUGUUUCCGUGGCCAAUGUCACGGACGGUUACGGUCACGCCUACUGGGAUAUGGCCCUCGAUGACUCUGGAAAUGUUUAUAUGGUUGAUUGGUACAAGAUCAGGAAAUAUGACGUCGCUUCGGGAAGCCUGUCAGUCCUGCACACGGAAGACUACCUGAACACAGGAUGGCACUUUACCGGUGUGAGCCACUGGACAGGCACCACAAAGAUGAUCAUUACCAAGACAAGCUCGGUGACAUCUCAGCUUUGGAUUUUCGACACCAGCGAUUCAUCAUGGGUGCAGUUCUACAGUGCAGUUCACUACGAGUUCUAUAAUUCAGGCCAGACGCUUUACAACCAUGUGGUGGAUGCCACCCAUGGUCUCCUGUAUGUGGCGACCAGUGGUGGAAACUCAGGGGGCAGAUCCAUUAUCGAGUUGCCCCUGGCUCCAACGGGGCAGACCAUGCCAUACAAGGCUUGUGCUGCCGGGCGCUACAACCUUGACUGUCCCCUCUACGGCAUCGGGGAGCGUCUGGUGGUGGGGCACAUGUAUGCCGCCUUCUCAGUUGCUGGCUCCGGCAAGUCCACGAACUUCGCAGCAGGAUCCGCCGACCGCUUCCCCGCUUGGGGCACCUCCCAGAUCGCGGUACUUCCGGCAUCCGGCACCUAUCCCACCAGGAAUCCAUGUGCUGGCAAAGCACCAGCAAGCAUCGACACGUUAUCGGCGCGUCUGAAAGCCACGACUCGUUCAACCUGCGGCAAGGAUGCGACAGCUGGCUUCGACACCAGGCAUAUCAUCUACAGCAUUGAUGCUGGAGACAAAGCCCCAAACUACCUUCUCCGCGACUUCAUCUCUUUGGAGGGCCUCGCAACAUCUGCAGAUGGCGGUUGGGGCUACGACUACAUAGGCCAGCGCCGCGCUUAUGAUCGGUGGCAGGAAAUCGCAACUGGUGGUGGCAAUGAUGGCGUCAUCCCAGGAAUCAAGAGCCCGUGGGGAUAUGGUAUUGCCGUCAAGGGCCCUGCAGUGGAUUUGGUCAACGGCUACGUCUACUGGAUGUCCUGCGAGCGCGCGGCCUUGCCCCUUGUAUGCUCGGAGCAUGCUCUCAAGAGAGUGCCAAUCUCUGUGCUGGAAACGGCGGCCAAGAUGCCGGACCCUGUGGAUUGCAAGGUUACCAGCUGCCCGCAUUCCGGCUCCACGCAGGUUCUGGAUGACCGCUAUGCUGUGAUCGAGGCAGCUGUGGAACUUCUCUACAAGCAAAGCACGCAGCUCUUCCCCGGAAAUGACGACACGGUCCCGAAUCAGGUGAAGCUUGCCAUCGACCCCGAGGCCGAGAUCGUGUACUGGCUUGCCCCGCAGCCCAGCACGGGCUACGUGUCGCUGAUGUACCUUGAUGUCAAGGGCUGGACGCCGAGCCAGGGAGUUUUCGAGCCCUGUGAUGUUGGAGAAGUGGCUGGGCACUAUGCCCACGGUUCCUGGUCCUCGCUCGUGGUCGCCUGCGAUGGCACAGUCUUAAGCCAUGAGGUCAACGCCCUGAAGCAACUGGACUUCGCAAAUGAUACUCAUGUGGCUAACUGCAAAGCGGAGGCUGCGCGCUGGGUAACGCUAUCGCAAACUGACCCCACGAGCUGGAAGGGUUGCUGGGACCGGUACCUGGACACUGGGACGGCAUCUGCCACGGGGGCCAACGUCCUGAAGGCCAUGGCGUACGACCCGAAGCGCGACCAGGUGUAUUACGCUUUCCGGCACACAACUGUCACGGAGUCCAUUUCGCGCUUCAGCCGUGCGGCUGGCCCUAAAGGCCCUGGAAACGAUGAGGUGGUCUACUCCGGCAUCUUCUACGAGUUUCCGCCACGAAACGACAAGGGCGCUGCCUUUAUCUCUGGGAUGGCCCUGGACACUCUGAAUGAGCUGAUUUACGUGGCCAACUACUACGGCAAUUCGGCCAAACAAAAUCUGGCAAUGCUUCCGCUGCCAGAGAACAAGUUCUAUCCAGGAGACAACAAGGUUGAGCAUGCCAAGUACUGGCCAAUGGACCUAGUCUCUGACGGCGACGCUCCCAUUGCCUGCCUGUACGGACAUCAAUCAAUUCCACACUCUUCUGGAUAUGGUAACCGCAAGUGUGAAUACCAGGGUGAGCGCAUGCAGCAGAAGAUGCGGCAUACCAUGAUGGACAUCAUCCUCCCAGACCCCGAGGGCAUCUCCAGGUUUUACAUCACUGACACAUCCAACAAUUUGGCGGUGCUGCCUCCCAAGCCUUCUCUGCUAUCACGCAAUGCGCCGUUUGAUUGGGUUCAGUACUUCGACAUGCUGCCCCACGCGAAGAUCAGCUUAAGCAAGUUGAAUGGCUGGAACAUUCUGAGUACUCCGGUAACUGCAACCGACCUGGGCUAUCAGCCGAGCUAUGACCUUUGCGCUGAGCUUUGCGCCACCUUCUGGCGGAAGGGCAAGCAGCGCUGCGUGGCCUUCGACUGGCGAAUGUCCAAUCACGACUGCGAGUACCUCAAGGACAAGGGGUUGCUGCCGCAGCACACCAAGACCUGCGGCUACUCGAACAGCGGCUUGUCCUGUGUGUUCGCCUUGGUGGAUCAGACGGAUCCUACUGCGGACGACUUCACGAUGUGGCCCCACCCUUGCUUCACUAUGCCUACAGCUGAUAGGGAUGGCAACCCAUGGAUCAUUGGUGAAAGUGGGUAUGCUCCUACUGGUGGCUGGCCCAGCUACGUGAGAGAGGGCUACAGCAUGGACAGGGAACGUACCCUGGCCUUCUUCUUGAAGCCCCAGCUUUUGGAGAGCACGACCGCUGCCCAAGCCAUGCGGGAUACAUGGCGCACUGCUGUUCCAAAUGGGCGCUGGUAUGGGAGCACUGACGACAUGAAUUACACAGUUGGCGACCAUGCACGGAACGGUAAUGCCAUCUUUCCCGGCGACCUGCAGUAUGAGAUCUUCAAAAACUCGGUCGGUGGCGUGGACCCAGACACAACUAAUCCCAAAGCUAUGCCUACAACCCCAGCCUCCUGCUUCAGCAGUGACCAGACUGUCACUACCACAUCCGGUAGCGGUGGGGAUCCAAACCCUAGCCAAGACAGCCCGGGGGGAGGAUCAGCAACAAGCACCACCACCCCCAGUGGCAUCGAUACCACCAACACGAGCAGCCCAGUUCUUGGCGGAACUGCGGACAAGACCAUUGGCCUCGGAGCACCUAUGCUGCUCCUCUUGGUUCUCAUGACAAAUGCCUAA
Molecule: messenger RNA, 3909 nt
Organism: Symbiodinium pilosum
Lineage: Eukaryota; Dinophyceae; Suessiales; Symbiodiniaceae
Source: the annotation of a GenBank genome assembly